AUGGCCCGGCUGCCCCACCGAACGUACCCCGGCACCGCUGCGGGGGCCAAGCCCGUGCGGCCGGGGCAUCGCCGCUCCCCUUCCUGCCAGCCCCGCUCCAGGGAAAAGCUCCCCCGGAGGCUGCCAAUCUCCGAGGCGCUGCGCGCAGCCCCGCCGGGCGGGCUGGGACCGGGACCGGGACCGGACUCACCCGCACCCUCCUCACCCUCCUCCUCCUCUCCUCUCCUUCCCGCAGGGGCGGCGGUGCCCGCGGAGCCCCUCACUCACCCGUGCCGGCCGCGGAGCCGCUCCCCGCCGCGCUGCUGGCUCAGACCCAACCCGUACCAAGCCAGCCUGCUCCAGGACAGCGUGAGGAGGUACCUGCAGCUGCCAGCAGACCAGACAGUGCUGAUCCUGCACGCCAAAGUCGCACAGAAGUCCUACGGCAACGAAAAAAGGUUUUUCUGCCCCCCACCUUGUGUUUACCUGAGCGGGCCGGGAUGGAAGUUAAAGCAGGAGCAGAUAAAAGCCAGGGACCUGGGAGAGGCUGGAUUUCGGGUGUGUGGGUACAUGGGGCUGGACAGCAUGGGCAGCAGCCUGAUGGAGACCCAGAAGCUGAGCUUUGAGGAGCAGCCAGAUGCAAAGGGGUUCAGCUGUGCCAAGGCCCUGUACAUCUCGGACACGGACAAGCGCAAGCAUUUCCGCCUGGUCCUGAAGCUCUUCUUCAGCAACGGGCAGGAGAUCGGCACCUUCCACAGCAAACUCAUCAAGGUCAUCUCCAAGCCCUCGCAGAAGAAGCAGUCGCUGAAGAACACAGACCUCUGCAUCUCCUCAGGCUCCAAAGUGUCCCUCUUCAACCGCCUGCGCUCCCAGACCGUCAGCACCCGGUACCUGUCUGUGGAGGGGGGAGCCUUCAUCGCCAGCGCCAGGCAGUGGGCAGCCUUCACCCUCCACCUGGCCGACGAGCGCUGCGCCCGGAGCGAGUUCCCCCUGCGGGAAGGGUACAUCCGCUACGGCUCCGUGGUCCAGCUGGUCUGCACGGCCACCGGCGUCACCCUGCCGCCCCUGAUCAUCCGGAAGGUGAUGAAGCAGUAUGCCAUGCUGGACGUGGAUGAGCCCAUCUCCCAGCUCCACAAGUGUGCCUUCCAGCUCCAAGGCAGUGACCACAUGUACCUGUGUCUCUCCACAGACAAAGUGAUCCAGUUCCAGGCAUCUCCCUGCCCGAAGGAAGCCAACCGGGAGCUGCUGAACGACGGCUCGUGCUGGACCAUCAUCAGCACGGAGACGGUGGAGUACACCUUCAGCGAGAGCCUGGCGUGUGUCCGCGAGCCCGUCAGCCCCGUGCCGCUCAUCGCUGCCCUGCAGCUCACAGGUGGUGGGGACGUGGCCAUGCUGGAGGUGCAGGGGGAGUAUUUCCAUGCACACCUCAAGGUCUGGUUCGGAGAUGUGGAAGCAGAGACAAUGUACAGGAGCCCCAAGUCCCUUGUGUGUGUCGUCCCUGACGUCUCUGCCUUCGGCAGCGACUGGAGGUGGCUGCGAUAUCCCAUCACGGUCCCGCUCCUGCUGAUCAGGGACGAUGGCCUCAUCUACUCCAGCUCGUUCACAUUUACCUACACCCCAGAGCAGAGCUGCAUCCCAGGCCAGCAGGUCCUCUCAGAUGUUCCCCAGGACUCAGACAAAUUACUCGACAGCAUCCACCAGGAGUUUACCAGGACCAACUUCCACCUCUUCAUGCAGACCUAGCAGGCUAGGCAGGCACAGGCUUGGCCUCACCGCUGGCCUAGGGAAGGGGAACAGCCCUGAGCCAUGCUGGGGGGCUCAUCCAGGGCUUGGGGGGCCCUGUCAAAGGGUCCUCCCUGCUCACUGAACACACACCAUGCUCCUGUGAUUUACUGAUUUCUCUCUCUCUCACAGCAGCAUCUUACACUGCUGAGAUCUCACAUGAGAGCAUCAAUAAAUCAGG
This is a messenger RNA of Vidua macroura (Pin-tailed whydah), 1942 nucleotides long. RefSeq names its product recombination signal binding protein for immunoglobulin kappa J region like (gene RBPJL). Gene Ontology annotation, molecular function: DNA-binding transcription activator activity, RNA polymerase II-specific; RNA polymerase II cis-regulatory region sequence-specific DNA binding. The coding region runs from base 1 to 1722 and encodes 573 amino acids. Gene Ontology annotation, biological process: regulation of transcription by RNA polymerase II. Lineage: Eukaryota; Metazoa; Chordata; Aves; Passeriformes; Viduidae. The record is from RefSeq and is a predicted model, not a curated record. The transcript is spliced from 12 exons. Gene Ontology annotation, cellular component: nucleus.